This is a messenger RNA of Penaeus vannamei (Pacific white shrimp), 2510 nucleotides long. The record is from RefSeq and is a predicted model, not a curated record. Lineage: Eukaryota; Metazoa; Arthropoda; Malacostraca; Decapoda; Penaeidae.
GUUGUGCCUGGCCGCAGCCACUGGUGGCCCGAGUCGCGCGCCGCUCGUCAUCCCAGGCCCCUCGACAGAUCAAUCGCAGUCAGCAGGUCUCCGCCGAGAGUAGGCCACGCACGCCGCGCCCAACCCGUGUCGCAGUUGUGGCCACCCGAGGCCCUCACCGCCAGGCCCACUAGUCGCAGCCCGAGUGCCCUGGUGCCCGCAGUGCCCCCCAGUCCCAGUGGCACGUCCCCUGCCGCAACGCUCCUCACGCCCCCGCACCUACUGUUAAUGCAUAGCGGACCCACGGGCCCUCCGCAACGCUCCCCUGUGGCUGCCUCGCCGCCCCUGCGGGUCUUCGCUGCUCCCUCCGCGCCCUCGUCCUCCCCUCGUGCUCACUCGCAGCCUCUAGUGACGUCACAGUGCAGCGUUACAUGUGACUCCCAGUGCUGUAACAAACCCUGAAGGAACACAGUGAUAAACAUAAUUGGUGACGCCGAUAAGCAGAGUGUCGCCGACCCGAAGGACCGCACGUGCGCCUCCAGACUGGCGACGACCGGAGCCGUGAGCGACCGGUUGUUGUAGUGAGGGGCACGAGGAAUGUUCGGCCUAGGCGAGGGCCUGCCACAGCCGCGGGGCCCCGUCACCACGCUCAAGGAGGAGCCCUUGUCGUCUACGAGGUCCUGGAUGCAGCCAACCAUGGUGGAGAACACCCACUCGAGCGUGGGCCUCGGACGCGCGCACUUCGAGAAGCAGCCUCCGAGUAAUCUCAGAAAGUCGAAUUUCUUUCACUUCGUCAUCGCUCUGUACGACCGCGCGGGGCAGCCCAUCGAGAUCGAGAGGACGGCCUUCCUUGGCUUCAUCGAGAAGGACCAGGAACCCGAAGGACAGAAGACGAGCAAUGGCAUCCACUACAGAUUACAACUCCUCUUCGCAAACGGAAUAAGGCAGCAACAAGAUAUUUAUAUGAGACUUAUAGAUUCAGUCACCAAACAGGCUAUCGUAUACGAAGGACAAGACAAGAACCCAGAGAUGUGCCGAGUCCUUCUCACGCAUGAGGUCAUGUGUAGCCGGUGCUGCGACAAGAAGAGCUGUGGAAACCGCAACGAGACGCCUUCAGACCCCGUCAUCAUCGACAGGUUCUUCCUCAAAUUCUUCUUGAAGUGUAACCAGAACUGUCUCAAGAAUGCAGGGAACCCCAGAGACAUGAGGCGCUUCCAAGUGAGUAUUAUCUCUGCUAUCUCUGUAGACGUCGCAGGCCCUCUGUUGGCGGUUUCAGACAACAUGUUCGUUCACAACAACUCGAAGCACGGACGGCGGGCCAAGCGACUCGACCCGACUGAGGGCAUAUAUAUGUGUCUGUACCCUCCGCUCCCGGCCACGCCCUGCAUCAAGGCCAUCUCCCCCUCGGAGGGCUGGACCACCGGGGGCGCCACCGUCAUCAUCAUCGGCGAUAACUUCUUCGACGGUCUGCAAGUCGUCUUCGGGACCAUGCUCGUCUGGAGCGAGCUGGUGACGUCACACGCCAUCCGGGUCCAGACGCCGCCUCGCCACAUCCCCGGCGUGGUCGAAGUGACGCUCUCCUACAAGUCGAAACAGUUCUGCAAGGGCGCUCCCGGCAGAUUCGUCUAUGUCUCCCUGACGGAGCCCACCAUCGACUACGGUUUCCAGCGGCUGCAGAAGCUGAUCCCGCGGCACCCCGGCGACCCCGAGAAGCUCCCGAAGGAGAUCAUCCUGAAGCGCGCGGCGGACCUGGCGGAGGCGCUGUACUCGAUGCCCAGGAACAACCAGCUCGCUCUGCCUGCGCCGCGCUCGCCCGCCAUGAACCAGACCUCCGCCAUGACCGGCUUCAACACCUACACCGGCCAGCUCGCCGUCAGCGUCCAGGACACGGCCAACACGCAGUGGGGCGAAGACGACUACACCCGCGCUCAGGGCCCCGGAGUAAGCAUAUCCUCGCCUCGGGGGGGCUUCGGGUCCAACGCCUCCACUCCUCACUCCUCCUCCACCGGCUCCUCCUCCUCCACGUACGGCGCCUCCCUCAACGCCGCCGGAUACUCGUCGCCCUCGAACCUCGCCAACAUGACCACGUCGCCCAGCCUCUUCAACAGCACCACAACAGCGGGCGGCUAUGGCGGCCACCACGGGUCCUGGGGCACCUCCUCCUCCUGCGCCUCCUCCUCCGCCGCCCUCCUCUCCCAGUUCACGGCGGGGAUGGGCGUGGCCGGAAAUAAUAAGCAGCGUAGUGCCUUCGCUCCAGUCAUCCCCGGCCUCCCCGCCACGCCGCCCCUCACGCCCAUCGCGCCCAUGGGCGGCUCCUCUGUGGCGUCCUCCAUGAACCCCAACGGCGCCGCAGUGGCCGUGGCGCCCUGGCAGCAGCUCUUGUCUUAGUGAAUGGGCGGCUUCAUGUCGUCCGCCUUCACCUCGAUGGGCCACUUCCUGCCCCCGUGCGGCUCGCAGCCCUACGGGCCGGCGCUCGUGCACUCCGCCGCCACCAAGUGAUAGUGGGCGUACGAGUCGUCACGACCCAGCGC